GCACGUCUGGUUUCAUCAGUAACCUCCGUCAGUUUCUGUGGAUCAGGGUUCAGCAGUUCACCGGCCGAGGCGUCCAGCUGCGUUUGUUCUCUCACCUGCACGACUUGUCUCUGCGCUGGCACCUGGACAGACGCACCGGGGACGUGCUGCGGAACGUCGACCGAGGAACGUCCUCCAUCAACAACCUGCUGAGCUACAUCCUGUUCAGCAUCCUCCCGACCAUCUGCGACAUCAUCAUCGCCAUCGUCUACUUCGCCUCCUACUUCAGCGUCUGGUUUGGACUCAUCGUUUUCACCUGCAUGGUUCUUUACCUCACCUUCACCGUCCUGAUCACAGAGUGGAGGACGAAAUACAGGAGGGAGAUGAACACUCAGGACAACAACGCCAAGUCCAGAGCCGUCGACUCGCUGCUCAACUUUGAGACGGUGAAAUAUUACAGCGCAGAGGAUUAUGAGGUCCGCUGCUUCGAGGAGGCCAUUCUGAAAUAUCAGCAGUGUGAGUGGAAGAGCUCGGCGUCGCUCGCUCUGCUGAAUCAAACCCAGAACGUCAUCAUAGGAUCAGGUCUGCUCGCCGGGUCGCUGCUCUGCUCCCACCUGGUGUCUGAGGGUCAGUUCCAGGUUGGAGAUUAUGUUCUGUUUGGGACCUACAUCAUUCAGCUGUACACCCCCCUCAACUGGUUCGGAACCUACUACAGGUUGAUUCAAAGUGCAUUUGUUGACAUGGAGAACAUGUUGACGCUGCUGACGGAAAAGAAAGAG
Messenger RNA from Paralichthys olivaceus (Japanese flounder), 758 nucleotides. The record is from RefSeq and is a predicted model, not a curated record. NCBI's taxonomy places the organism in Eukaryota, Metazoa, Chordata, Actinopteri, Pleuronectiformes, Paralichthyidae.